CGGAGCGGGGAGCGGCACCCGCGGUGGCGGCGGCCCGGCGGCAGCAUGGGCUGGAGCUGACAGCGCCCGCUCCGCAGACGCUGCCGAGCGCUGCCGGCGGGGGACCAGAGGGAGCGCGGCCGCGGGGAAGGGAAAAGUUGCCGCGUCCGCCCGGGGAAACUUUGUGCGGCCGAGGCGGGGAGGGGGCGGCGGAGCCGAGCCGUCCGGUGCGGUGCGGUCCCUGCGCGGCGGCGGCGGGGCGCGCAGCGCGGCGCUGAGGCAGCGCGGGGGUCAUGCCCGCCGCCAGCUUGCUGCCGCUCUUCGGUAGCGCGGCGGGGCCGGGGACGCUGGGCGGCCCCGCGGGCAGCGGAGCGGGCGGCGGGGGCAGGAAGGCGGCGGGCCCCGGCGCGUUCCGGCUGACGGAGAAGUUCGUGCUGCUGCUGGUGUUCAGCGCCUUCAUUACCCUCUGCUUCGGGGCCAUCUUUUUCCUGCCCGACUCCUCCAAGCUUCUCAGCGGCGUCUUCUUCCACUCGGCCGCCCUGCAGCCGCCGCCGCCGCCGCCCGGCGGGCAGCCCCGCGCCCCUCCGCAGCCCGGAGGCGGCCCGGCGGCGGCGGCGGCCGCGGGCGGGGCGGGCAGCCUGGAGCGGAUCCGCGCGGACCACGAGCGGGCUCUGCGGGAGGCCAAGGAGACGCUGCAGAAGCUGCCCGAGGAGAUCCGCAGAGACAUCCGCCAGGACAAGGAGAAACUUCUGCAGGACGCCCGCGGCGGGAAGGAGUCGGGUCCCCCUGGGCUGCCCCAGCGCCUUUUCCGCCAGCCCGUCGGCGCCGUGGGGCAGGAGCCCGCCGACCCCGACGUCCGGCAGAGGAGGGAGAAAAUCAAAGAGAUGAUGAAGCAUGCCUGGGAUAAUUAUAAGCGUUACGCAUGGGGAUUAAAUGAACUGAAACCCGUAUCUAAGCAAGGACAUUCGAGCAAUUUAUUUGGUAACAUACAAGGAGCAACAAUCGUGGAUGCCCUUGAUACACUAUACAUCAUGGAAAUGAAAGAGGAGUUCAAGGAAGCCAAGGAAUGGGUUGAAAAAAACUUGGAUUUCAAUGUGAAUGCUGAAAUUUCCGUAUUUGAAGUCAACAUUCGUUUCGUCGGUGGACUACUUUCAGCUUACUAUCUUUCAGGAGAAGAAGUUUUCCGAAAAAAGGCAGUGGAGCUUGGAGAGAAAUUGCUACCUGCUUUCAACACUCCCACUGGGAUACCUUGGGCAUUGCUUAAUAUCAAGAGUGGAAUCGGUCGAAAUUGGCCAUGGGCCUCCGGUGGAAGCAGCAUUUUGGCAGAAUUUGGGACUUUGCAUCUGGAGUUUGUACAUUUGAGCCACCUGUCUGGAAACCCUGUCUUUGCUGAAAAGGUAAUGAAUAUCCGAAAAGUUCUAAAUCGCCUGGAUAAACCAGAGGGCCUUUACCCCAACUACCUGAAUCCCAGCAGUGGCCAGUGGGGCCAGCAUCAUGUCUCCAUUGGAGGGCUUGGGGAUAGCUUUUAUGAAUAUCUGCUCAAGGCAUGGCUGAUGUCAGACAAGACAGAUGAAGAUGGCAAGAAAAUGUAUUAUGAUGCUGUUCAGGCCAUAGAGACCCACCUCAUCCGAAAGUCCAGCGGGGGCCUGACGUACAUCGCCGAGUGGAAGGGCGGAUUGCUGGAACACAAGAUGGGACACCUCACUUGUUUUGCUGGAGGCAUGUUUGCUCUGGGAGCAGAUGGAGCCCCCAGUGACAAGACAGGCCAUCACAUCGAGCUGGGGGCUGAAAUUGCCAGGACUUGCCAUGAAUCCUACGACCGUACGCGAAUGAAACUGGGACCAGAAGCCUUCAGGUUUGAUGGUGGUGUUGAGGCCAUUGCUACAAGACAAAAUGAAAAAUACUACAUCCUCCGACCAGAAGUCAUAGAGACCUACAUGUACAUGUGGCGCCUCACUCACGAUCCAAAGUACAGGGAGUGGGGGUGGGAAGCUGUUGAGGCACUGGAAAAACACUGCAGAGUCGAUGGCGGCUAUUCUGGCCUUAGAGAUGUUUAUAACAAUCAUGAAAGCCAUGAUGAUGUGCAGCAAAGUUUCUUCCUUUCAGAGACACUCAAGUACCUGUAUUUGCUGUUUUCUGAAGAUGAUCUUCUUCCAUUUGAACACUGGGUCUUCAACACAGAGGCUCAUCCUCUCCCUGUUCUUCACAAAGAUGAUGGGAAUAAAGAGGAAAACCAGAAAUAGAUGAAGAUUAAUUUAUACUUUGUUUCAUUCCUUAUGUUUCCAGGACUAGGGCACAUGAUUUGGUUUUUAAAUUCCUAAGUUAAAUUUUUUAAUCAAGUGUUUUGCAGUCUGUUUUCUUUAACAGUAAAUUUUUAUGAAUAUACCAAAUUAAUUAUGAUAAAACCUUAAUCCUCUAAUUCAGAUUAAUACCUUCUAAGAAGUGAAAUAGGGUAUCUUCCCAGAUUCUGUUAGGCUGCAGUGUCAUUUUGGCCAAAAAAAAGCAGAAGGUCUGCAUGUUACUUGUUUCCUGUUAUGCUUUUAAUUUGACUGCAAAAUUCUUCUCUCCUCUGUGAGGAGAUGUAUGCUUUAAGCUGUAAUAUUUUGCCAUGUUGCAAAAAGCCAUAUUGAAUUAAGUAUAAAAAGCUUUUUCUUUUUCUUCUUUUUUUUUAAUGUUCUAUGUUAGUUUGUUUUGUGUGUCAUCCAGGACAAAUCUUGUGACUGUGACAGCCUCUUCUUAUGCGGGUCAAUCAUUACUUGCUGGAGUAUCUGAUGUAUUUCACUGUCAAUGAAGUCGACGUAGGGGUAUUUUCAUCUCAUGCAGACACAACUCUGAAACUGCAGUAUAAGUUGAAGUCAGAUUAAACUAGUUUCUAUGGAUUUAGCACAUUAGUUAGCAGACCUUAGUUUUUCAGGUUUUGAUUAGAAUAUUGUAAUAGAAUAAAUUGUUUCCUCCCUUUUCUAGGUGGUGUUAUUCUUAUGUCUUUAGUCAAGCUACUAUGGAGUAAAAUAAGGUAAUCAUUUCAUAUUAAGAAAGGGACUGUUAACCUUCUUUAUAUAUUUAGUCCAGUAGCUUUUAUUUGGUUGGUUGGCAAAAAAAAUCCACUCAACGACAUCUUCCUGGAAGUUCAGAAUUAUAUCAGAUACAGUCUGUUUGUCUUUCUGUUACUUUUGCAGAGAUUUAGGCCGGUCCAGACUUGCCACCAGGCUUGGUGGUUAAUUGUCACAAAGCAAUUUGAUGUAUCUGUAUGAAUAAAGAUGGGUGUUCAGAUGCCUUGAAGAAAAUCUGCCUCCUCAAAAGAAGUCAUUCAGAGAGGAGAUUAUCCUGCAUUGAACUAAAACUUUCUGACAACACUGCCUUGUCUUAAGUAACAGAAAUGCAUUGGGCUUAAAAAAUAUUCCUUCGAGUAGAGGCCUGGCUUAUUAAGAAAGGUAACAGCUUUGCCAAAAAUGUUUUGCUUUGUAGCAUCACCUAAGGGAAAAAGAAAUGAGGCACAAUUAAUUCCUGUUUCUACUUGGUUUUAAGUGGUUUACAUGAUUUUUAAAUCUACCUGUUUUCAUUUAGUGAUGGGAUGACUUCCAUACAUUUCAAGUAGGAAACACCUGGCUUCCCAUUCUGAGAAAGAACAUUAUUUGAUUGGACUGCAGUGGAACAAACCUGGUUCUGAACAGUAACGUUCUUGAAUGGUAUUUAGUAAGGUAGCUCACAUGUCCAGCAUUGCUAAUCACAGCUGAGGGAACACAUUUGUUUAAGCUUUAGAGUGCAUUUUUUCUAUGCUGAUAGAGGUCUGCAGUGGAGGUUUUCUUAGGGAGAAGCCAAAAAUAACUAAUUACACUUUUAUAUAUAGCAGCUAGAGCUUUCCCUCCUCAAGUCUGUAAGAACAGCACUGGCUGUUGCCUCCCCUGCUGACGGAGGAGAUGGCACGUGCCACACAAGCUGCCAAAGACACUGGUGUAGGGAACAAGGCAAGGAUCCACUGAUGCUCCAGCACAGGCUUGGCAGAGCUGGCCAUUCCUGCAUGGGAGUUAUUGGGGCACCUUGGUGAGCCUGGGCCACCCAGCACUGGGAGAACGGAUAGAAAUGGAUGUGCACUUAAAGCCUGCUCACACAGAGCCAGGCACAGCGGCUCAAAGCUUUGUGCUCCACUGUUUUUUAAAUUUUUAUUUUCUUUUUUAAAGCAUGUAUUCCCUCAUGGCACAGCAGGUUUCUGAACCCAGCUGAGCAAGGAUGAGGUCUUGACUCUCUCCUCUGUUGAAAAUCAGAAAUUCUGCUGCUUUUGAUUCUUCAGAAUUUGUACCACUGGAGGACUAUACUUCAUUGUAUUUCUUUAUAAAUAGUAUUUAUAAGGGAGAUUUUUUCCAUCCCUUGAAUCACCAUAGCUGUGGAAUAAAACCAAAAUAUUUCAUCUCUUUUUAACAUGUAACAAUCAUUAUUUUUUUCUUAGUUAUGCUUACUGGGUCACCUGCUGCUACUGCCCCUCACAUGUAUGUGCUGCUUUAGACCUCAGUUAAAUAACUACAAAAGCUCAGACAGAAACAGUCUUUAAGAAGUGUGUUUUCUAAGCAACUUUCUACAUGGUUUUCUUAACCAAGGUUUGCUUCCCCCAGCUGCCUGUGGUGAUGUUGCUGGUACUUAGUGAGCUGAAGGGAAGAGCAGAGAACCAGACAGGUCUUCUCCACGUUUCAAAAGCAGGCUCCAGUCACACAGCUCUAUGUGCGUUGGGUCUCAUGUACUUAAAUAUAAGCAUCAUGGUUGUUUCCUUGUAAAACAGACAUUUCAUAGCGUGGAAUUUUCCUUAGCGUGGGAGUUAGGAUGAUCUGAAAGAGCACAAAUUUGAUGUGGUAUUGGUAUUCAGGUUGUAUGUACAAACUGCACUAUACUGUACUUUUUGUAAAGUAAUGUAAGUAGACGAGAAGAUUGUACAACGUGUAGAUCUGCCAGCUGUAAGAAAAAACCUUUUCAUAAACUGAGAAUAUAUCAAUUUUUCUUUUUUUUUUUUAAUAACCCCAAAACACCAAAGCUAGAGCAAUCAUUUUUGAACAGUCCAUACUCACCACUGCUUGUUAGAUCAGUAAGGUAACAUGCAUUUUAAUUCCCAUUCACUUAACUCACUUCAUGGAAGUGGCUAGUGAUGGUGACUUUGUGUUCCCAGUCAUUCGUAAGAGCAAAAGAAAUUGCUCAUUGUUGUGGGGCGGGGGGGGGGUUAUGGCAGGGUGGAGAAGACAGUGACAUGGACACAUUAUCUUCACAUAAACACACUGCCCACACUUCUUCCACUUCUCUGUAGCAUAAUAAUGCAUUUAAAUCUACAUAUGUUGGGUCCCAAGAGGUAGAUCCCUUUAAAUGGCACCAACAUUGUUUCACAGGGAAAAAAAAAAAUUUGAUUGUUUGUGAGAUAAAUAUUGCAUAUGUGUUGGUUAUACACAGAUUUUUGCAAUGCCCAAUAGCUCACUGUUUCUAUGGUAACUUCAUACAUAUCCAUUUCUAUCAUGUAUUUAAAUUGGUUUUGAUUUGUACAUAUUCCAUUUAGUCUUUUCAUCUUUAUAUAAACUGAAAUUAUGGAAUACAUAAUAGAUCAAGAUGCUUAAUUUUUAAGAACUUAUAUUUGUAAAAAUUUCUCUAUUGUGAAUAAAGUCUUUUAAUAUAUCUGUUCAACUGGUUAUAGUUUUUUUUUCGUGUGUUGCAGAAGUAACUACAGGAAUCUGCUGCAUGUUCUGGUUUAGC
Camarhynchus parvulus is the source of this 5703-nucleotide messenger RNA. RefSeq names its product mannosidase alpha class 1A member 1 (gene MAN1A1). NCBI's taxonomy places the organism in Eukaryota, Metazoa, Chordata, Aves, Passeriformes, Thraupidae. The coding region runs from base 273 to 2222 and encodes 649 amino acids. Gene Ontology annotation, cellular component: endoplasmic reticulum; Golgi membrane; extracellular exosome. Gene Ontology annotation, molecular function: calcium ion binding; mannosyl-oligosaccharide 1,2-alpha-mannosidase activity. Gene Ontology annotation, biological process: carbohydrate metabolic process; N-glycan processing. The record is from RefSeq and is a predicted model, not a curated record. The transcript has 12 exons.